This is a messenger RNA of Abrus precatorius (Indian licorice), 882 nucleotides long. RefSeq lists its product as uncharacterized. The transcript has a single exon. Gene Ontology annotation, biological process: root development; shoot system development. The record is from RefSeq and is a predicted model, not a curated record. Bases 1 to 882 code for a protein of 293 amino acids. NCBI's taxonomy places the organism in Eukaryota, Viridiplantae, Streptophyta, Magnoliopsida, Fabales, Fabaceae.
AUGGUAACCACUCCUUUUAGCCCAAAAUCUUCUCACCAACCUCGCUCAAAGAGCUUGCCCUGUAGACCACACCCUCUCAUUGUACAAUGCAAUCAACACUUGGGAAGUUUAGAGGCUUCAGACGCAACUUCCUCUUCAUCAUCAUUGUUUCACCACAAACUAAGUGGUCUUCAAACUUUGCAUGAUUGUGUUGAAAAGCUGGUUCUACUCCCUCUUACUCAAAAAGUCUUGAUCCAAGAGCAUCAAGAGAAGUGGGUAGAUGAACUUUUGGAUGGAUCUUUAAGGCUCCUAGAUGUGUGUACUGUAGCAAAAGAUGCUCUGUUGCAUACAAAGGAAUGUGCACGUGAACUUCAAUCAAUUAUGAGAAGAAAAAGAGGAGGUGAAAUGGAGGUGACAGCAGAGGUUAGGAAAUUUUUGGCCUCUAGGAAGGUAGUAAAGAAGGCAAUCCUCAAAGCAUUGGAAAAUUUGAAGGCAACUAUGAAGAAAGGAAAAUCCUCUCCUAGCAACCAGGACCACCAAACUGCAAUCUUGGUUAGCUUGUUCAAAGAUGUAGAAGUAAUCACACUUUCCAUAUUGGAGUCACUGUUGAACUUCAUCUCUGGACCAGUACAAUCAAAACCAAGUAAUUGGUCUUUGGUUUCCAAGCUAAUGCGCAACAAAAAGGUUACAUGCACACAAGAAUCGGACCAGAAUGAAUUUGCUGAUGUAGAUGCUGCGUUGCAGUCAUUUGUACUUCACAUGAAGUCAGAUAAUAUCAAUCAUUUGCAGAAUCAAUUGGAAAAUUUGGAGUUGGUAAUUCAAGACUUUGUGGAAGGGCUUGAAACUCUUUUUAAACGAUUUAUUAAAAUUAGAGUUUCCCUUCUUAACAUCCUCAAUCACUAG